Molecule: messenger RNA, 1887 nt
Organism: Nematolebias whitei (Rio pearlfish)
Lineage: Eukaryota; Metazoa; Chordata; Actinopteri; Cyprinodontiformes; Rivulidae
Product: gastrula zinc finger protein XlCGF57.1-like
Exons: 3
Coding region: 1-1887 (628 amino acids)
Biological process (GO): regulation of transcription by RNA polymerase II
Cellular component (GO): nucleus
Molecular function (GO): DNA-binding transcription activator activity, RNA polymerase II-specific; RNA polymerase II cis-regulatory region sequence-specific DNA binding
Source: RefSeq, a predicted model, not a curated record
AUGCAGUAUGUCAACUGUGUCGCAGAUGUUCAGCAGACUCUGCUGAUCAGAGUAGAUGCUCCUGAGGAAUGGAGACCUGAUGUGAACCAGCAGGACCCAGAGCACCUCCACAUCAAGGAGGAAGGGGAGGAUCUCUGGACCAGAUUAGAGGGACAGCAGCUCGUUGUGAAGGAGGAGACUGAUGCCAGCAGGUUUUCAUUCACCACAGUUUCCCUGAAGAGUGAGGAUGAUGAAGAGAAGCCUCUGGUCUCACAGCUUCAUCAGCAUCAAAUGGAGGACAGAGAUGUUCCAACCAGCAGCUCAGCUGACCAGAUGAACGUAGAAGCUGAUGGAGAGGACUGUGGAGGAGCAGAAACCAGCAGGAACACAGAUUUAGAUCCUUAUGGAGAUGCUUCCAGCUCUUCAGAGACUGAUGUCAGUGAGGAUGAGGAAGAGGACGAGGAUGGGAACAAUCCUGACUCUCAGCUAGAAGUCUUGUCAGACUCUGGGUUAACAACUGAUGACUGUGACAAAGACUGGAAGGAGAGCAAAGCUCCUGAGUCAACUGUAAACUCUGUCAGCAAACGUUUCAGCUGCUCUGAGUGUGGUAAACAAUUUCUGCACAACCAGUCACUUCAGACACACAUGACAUGUCAUUCAACAGCAAAACUUUCAAGCUGUUUGGGUCAGAAGAAAAGUGUCAGAGAGAAGAAAAGUGUGGAGUCACACAGUAAAGGCCAGACAGGACUGAAAUCAUUUAGUUGUGAUGAAUGUGAUAAAAGAUUUCACAGAAAAGCACAUUUAACAGCACACAUGAGUGUGCACACCGGACAGAAAUUAUUUAGUUGUGAUGAGUGUGGUAAAAGUUUUAGAUUUAGACAUAAGUCAAGUGUAAACAGACACAUAAUUGUCCACACAGGACAUAAACCGUAUGAAUGUGAGAUUUGUGGAAAAAGAUUUAGACAAAAAUCAAUUUUAAACAUACAUAUGACUGUCCACACAGGACAUAAACCAUAUGAAUGUGAGGUUUGUGGACGAAGAUUUUGUAGAAAGUCGUAUUUGAACUUGCACAUGAGAGGUCACACAGGACAGAAACCAUUUGAAUGUGAGUUUUGUGGACAUAGAUUUAGUCGGAAAUCAUGUUUAAACUCACACAUGCAUCUCCACACAGUACAGAAACCAUUUGAAUGUGAGCUUUGUGGACGUAGAUUUAGACGGAAGUCAUGUUUAAGCUCACAUAUGAAUCUCCACACAGGGCAGAAACCCUUUGAAUGUGAACUUUGUGGAAAAAGACUUAGUCGGAAGUCCUAUUUAAACUUACAUAUGAAUCUCCACACAGGCCAAAAACCCUUUGAAUGUGAGCUUUGUGGACAUAGAUUUAGUCUCAAGUCAUGUUUAAACACACACAUGAAUCUCCACACUGGACAGAAACUCUUUGAAUGUGAGCUUUGUGGACAUAGAUUUAGCCAGAAAUCCCAAUUAAAAACACACAUGAGAGUCCACACAGGACACAAACCAUUUGAGUGUGAGCUUUGUGGACAAAGUUUUAGUCAGAAAUCAAGUUUAAACACACACAUGAAUCUCCACACAGGACAGACACCCUUUGAAUGUGAGCUUUGUGCACAAAGAUUUCGUCAGAAGUCAGCCUUAAGCAAGCACAUGAAAGUCCACACGGGACAGAAACCCUUUGAAUGUGGUGAUUGUGGACAAAGAUUUAGUGAGAAGUCAAAUUUAAACUCACACAUGAGAGUUCACACGGGACAGAAACCGUUUGAAUGUGAUGAUUGUGGGCAAAGGUUUAGCCACAAGGCUAAUUUAAAUAGACACUCAAAAAUCCACAGGAAACAAAGCUCCUCUGCAGUGACUGAGGUCACUAAUUUAGACUUCAGUCUGCUCGAAAACGCAUAA